AUCGAUCACGGAUUUGAAAUCGGGGCUCUGUUGUUUUCCCUGACGUCGCGUCCAGGAGAAUAAAUCAAGUUCGGAUCACAGCAUAGGCGGAGGAGAAGAGACACUUAGCAGAGAUGUUUCGCAAUCAGUACGACAACGACGUGACAGUAUGGAGCCCACAGGGCCGUAUUCAUCAGAUCGAGUAUGCCAUGGAGGCUGUGAAGCAAGGCUCUGCAACUGUAGGACUCAAAUCCAAAUCCCAUGCAGUCCUGGUUGCACUAAAGAGAGCCCAGUCUGAACUGGCUGCUCACCAGAAGAAGAUCCUCCAUGUCGACAACCACAUCGGCAUCUCCAUUGCCGGACUGACUGCGGAUGCCAGACUGCUCUGUAACUUCAUGCGUCAGGAGUGCUUGGACUCAAGAUUUGUGUUCGACAGGCCCCUCCCCGCGUCACGUCUCGUCUCUCUUAUUGGCAGCAAAACCCAAAUCCCAACACAGAGGUAUGGAAGGAGGCCCUAUGGCGUCGGACUCCUCAUUGCUGGCUUCGAUGACAUGGGACCUCACAUCUUCCAGACCUGCCCGUCAGCAAACUACUUUGACUGCAAAGCCAUGUCCAUCGGAGCGCGCUCUCAGUCUGCACGCACCUACCUGGAGAGAUGCAUGGAAAAGUUCUCUGACUGUAAUCUGAAUGAUCUGGUUCAGCAUGGCCUCCGUGCUCUCAGAGAAACCCUCCCCAGUGAGCAGGACCUCACUACCAAGAAUGUUUCCAUCGGCAUUGUGGGUAAGGACAUGGAGUUCGUCAUCUAUGACGAUGAUGAAGUUGCCCCGUUCCUGGAGGGACUGGAGGAGAGGCCACAGAGAAAGGUUGCUCCGCCUGCAGAUGAACCCGCCGCCGCCGCCGCCGCCGCUGGAGAGGGUCCUGAUGAGCCAAUGGAGCACUGAGGCGACCGUGUAACUUCCUGUUAUCAGAGGGGGGAGGGGGGGCACACACUCAGACCAACCUGACGCGUAACUGCAACUCACCAGAAUAAAUCUUAGAGGGGGAAAGUUAUUGUCGUGAUGUGCCACUCGCUAAAAACUGUCGAUCCAAAAUAUUCUGCUAACAUCAUCCAAUGUGAUGUUGCUUUUGUAUGAGUAAAGUGUAACAUUAUACAAGUAAUAAACUCUUUUUUUGAAUUGUG
This is a messenger RNA of Cottoperca gobio, 1159 nucleotides long. It is a transcript of the gene psma1, whose product is annotated as proteasome 20S subunit alpha 1. Gene Ontology annotation, biological process: ubiquitin-dependent protein catabolic process. Lineage: Eukaryota; Metazoa; Chordata; Actinopteri; Perciformes; Bovichtidae. The record is from RefSeq and is a predicted model, not a curated record. Gene Ontology annotation, cellular component: proteasome core complex, alpha-subunit complex; proteasome core complex. Bases 114 to 920 code for a protein of 268 amino acids. The transcript has 10 exons.